This is a messenger RNA of Ceratina calcarata, 5114 nucleotides long. It is a transcript of the gene galene, whose product is annotated as potassium two pore domain channel subfamily K member galene. The transcript has 12 exons. NCBI's taxonomy places the organism in Eukaryota, Metazoa, Arthropoda, Insecta, Hymenoptera, Apidae. Gene Ontology annotation, biological process: stabilization of membrane potential; potassium ion transmembrane transport. The record is from RefSeq and is a predicted model, not a curated record. Gene Ontology annotation, molecular function: potassium ion leak channel activity; outward rectifier potassium channel activity. Bases 1201 to 3192 code for a protein of 663 amino acids. Gene Ontology annotation, cellular component: plasma membrane.
CGUUUAUUAUUUUUAUAAUUUACACCGUUCUUGUAUUUUCACAUUCCCUUUACAUUCAAUUUCAAAAUAAAAUUGCAUCGGUAACUAUUUAUCCAGACGUAGGUUAAAAUUGUUUUUAUUUUGACGUGUCAAACAGUAAUGACCACAAUUCUAGAAACGUCUGAUCGAGCAUUAAAAAGAUAAGACGUACAUUUAUUAACACUCGUUUUGAAUUUUGUCUCCUAGGGGAAACUAACACAUGCACAUAGUUGGCUCAGUUUCGUUGUUACUAGCUGUAUGAAAAGAAUACAAUUUACAAAAAGAAUAUCGAGGUACCACCGUCUGUUGUGGGGUAGUCGUAAUAAAUAACAGGGAGCCCACAUCGAUAUCACUGGUACGUCGGUAUUUCAGAAACCGGCUGACCUCCAGCUUCUUUUACCGAGCCUCGGAUUCUCUGCUCGUUCUCUAGUUUUACUUGCCUGUACUAGUCGGCGCACACUUCCCAAUUUCAAAUGUUUAAAUCACAAUACAAGAAAUAUACAAAUUAAAGUAUGAAAGUAAUUGAUCAAAGUAUCUUUGUUAUUAUUCACUCGUACGAAUUUUCUAAAAGACUGUCUUACGUAAAUAAGUACAAGUAUUAGAUUAUAGUUAGAUUUAAAAUGCGCAAAAGGUACGGUAGCUGUCCAUAGCAUACGUUUUUCUAUUCUUAGUCGCGUCAUCGAACUCGGCCCUUAAGAAUGUUAUUAUAUUUACAAUAGCCGAAUUUGAAACGGACUUCUCGCUGCUGCCAGAGACCGUUCAUAACGUUCCGGCUCGAACGUACGAAGCGAAAUUUCCACGAUAGCAUAGGUGGGAUAAAUUUGGAACAACCAUCUCGGACGAAACACGGCUGUGUUUUAUGUCAGUUCCGUAGUCAGUUUCGCUUCUCGAACGCCGAGAUGGAGAACCCGAUAAAUCGCGAUAUUUAACGCGAUCAGUGACAAAGGACUGUAACGUUUUUCGAGAGAGCGUCCCAGUAAAUAUUAACAUUCCAGUUUAACAAUAGACUUCGCUAAUUAAACGAAUACGCGUGAAAGUAAAAUCGAACGGACGUAACGAAAUGAUUAAGUUUAAACGAGAGAGAGCGUCGUGAAAAUCAGUUGAAAAUGCGUGGUCUUCGAGAACGUAAGUAAAAGUGUUAAUAUAAUACAGACGAGAGGGUGGUUCGAAGCUGGGAGCACGAUGUCACGAUCGAGAGCGGAAGCGUUCGAGAUGACGGAGACCGAGAAGUCUUCCAAGUGCGUCAGGUUCCUCCGCCUCCUGUGGAAGUUUUUCAGAUGCGUUUUUUCCCACGUGUCGUUGGUCUCUCUGGUCGUGUUGUACUGUCUGAUCGGCGCGUACGCUUUCGAGGCCCUCGAGGCGGGCCACGAGAAAGAGAUAAAAAAGAGCAUCAAAGACAUUCGGGGGGACGUCGCGGAGCAUCUAUGGAGGCUCACGAAGGAGGUGGAAGUCCUCAUUCGCGAGAACUGGACGGACAAGGCGUUGCGCGAAUUACAGAACUUCGAAGAGAACCUCGUCUGGAUGAUGGAAAAGGAGGGGUGGGACGGGAGCGAGGGUGAGGACGACAUCCAGUGGACCUUCGCCGGCGCUCUGUUUUAUUCGAUCGUGGUCAUCACCACUAUCGGUUACGGUCACAUCGCACCGAAGACCAAGAACGGGAAAGUGGUGACAAUAUUCUACGCCAUCAUCGGGAUUCCCCUGAUGUUGCUCUGCCUCUCGAACAUCGGCGACAUCAUGGCAUCGAGUUUCAGAUUCUUGUACUGGAGAGUCUGCUGCUACAUAUGCACUAAGCCACCGAAGAAAAGACGACCCAGAGCCCACUUCGUCAGAUCUUAUUCCGUGCGGCAACCAGGGCGGUACGGGGGAAGCAAAGGUGGGUUCCGGCGAUCGAUCAGAGCGAGUGAAAGGUCCGCAGACUCGGCCUUGGGCUUGUCCGAAACUCUGGCGAGAUCAUCGUACUCCGAAGUCGAUUAUAAUAAGUAUGCUCGUCGAUACGAGGAGAGAGAUCAGAAGAGGGCGAGCACCUCCUGUCCGCCAACGGGAAAUCCGAAUCUCGGAUUUAAGUCCGCCACCGUCUCCAGAUACUCGGACCUAUUGGCGAAACCGUCUAGAGGUAAUAUUCGCAAACGACGCGACCCACUCGCGGAGAAAAGAAACGUUGUUAAACGGCGAUUGCGUUUAGCCAGUCCCAAGAUGACCACGCAAUCGUUGGACAGGAAGUUGCUGCGUUCGCCGAACGACAACGACCGCUCGCCGGUUGUGUGCAACAAAUACGCGUUGGACGAUCUGGAGAACGAGACACGACGAUGGCGAGCUUCCGCCGAACACGAGGUGGGCAAUUCGAGGAAAUCACGGCAGGGGCCACAGGUGAUAGAAGCCAGGGACGAAAACGUGGAGGGGCCGGUACCAUUAGUGACGAGGUCAUUGCCCAGAAGAUGCUUGUCGGUGGAAAGCGCGACCAGUGGCUACAGGAACAACGUACCGACGUCCCUGCGACGACCUUCUUCGGUCUACUUGGAAAUGGACUCGAGGAGGUCCCAACAUUCUAGGAGUAAACGAUACAGGAGCAACUAUCCCGUUGCUCGAUCUUAUAGAAGAGACACGCUACCAGCGGACCUACUGUCCGCGCCUGGAUUCCCUCGACAAGUCUAUCUGGACGAAUUCGAGUCCGAUUACGAUUAUUACGUGAACGAUGACCAGGAGAGGCAACCGAUAAGGCCGGUGCCGAUUUGGCUGUGCGUCUUCUUGGUGGUCAGUUACAUCUUCGGUGGUGCCUUCCUGUUCAGCGCAUGGGAACACUGGCCUUUUCUCGAUUCCGCGUAUUUCUGCUUCAUCACUCUAACGACUAUAGGAUUCGGUGACUUCGUGCCAGCUUACAAAUUGGACGCGCACAAAGGGAUCGCGGUUUGUUCGUUGUACUUGUUAUUUGGAAUUGCUUUGCUGGCGAUGAGCUUUAAUCUGGUGCAAGAGGAGGUCAUCAACAACGUGAAGAACGUCGCGAAGAGGCUGGGGAUCAUCAAAGAGAGCGACGACGAGGAAGACGUCGAUGACUACGACGCGUACGACGUCGAAUACAACGACGAGGUCGUCGACGACGAGCUCGAGGGCUACGUUCUCGAUGCCCCUCGAUCUCACUCGAUGGCUAGAAAUGUUCGCGGAAUUUCGGUCACGUAGAAUUCAACCCGAAUUUCUUCUCAUUCAUCGACACUCGUUCACUUCACGUCGUUCCCCGGUCUCCUUUCCCUCAUUGUUCGUCGUCGUAAUUAAACCCGUUUAAACGGGACAACUGAGGAGAAGAUCCUUUCAAAACAAUGAACGAACGCGAGAUUUCUCAGGCGCAAGCGUCUUUAACAUUUCGUUACUCCUCUGAUACUCGGAUUUGUAUCUAUGACAAAUUGUAAAAUGCAUGCAGUACGAAUAAGUGUUUUGUCGAAAUAAACUGUUGUACAAUAAUUUGGAAAUGAGUCGUUGCGAUCCAAAUUCAUCGACCGUUCUAGGAACGCGUAACGAGGUGGAAACUCGAUUCAGGGAAUUUCCCGUCACGCAACUAAGGUAACCGACGCCGCAAUCUCCCUUUCUCUCUCGCAAAGUGAUUUAACAGAUUCAAACCUAAAUCGUCGCCCUCGGUCAAACGGAAGACGAGGAGAACGUAGCGUGUACGUUGAAAUGUGAAACGAGCAUGUAUCUACCUGGGAGCGCUAAUAAUAAAUUUACAAGGUGCGAUCGAGACGUUCCGGAGAGCUCUGGGGAUAUACCGGGUGUCCAGGAAGCCGGAACCUGGUCAGGGACGAGCCUGGCUAUUAUUAGAGCCGGUCUAUUUUCAGUACGGCGUGUCGAACCGAGUGACACGGAAUCAGUGCACGGGGAAGCCUCAGAGAAGCGGUUCGCGUUCUACCAAUUCUGCGUUCGAUCGCGAGAAAUCGGCAAAUCGAAACCUCGAUCUCGAAUCCAACCGAGUUUAACGUUCAUUAUAUCGUUUAAAAGAUCCGCAUGAUCGGUAGAUGGACGAUUCGAGUUAAAAAUCGCGAACAGGUGUUUAAGAGAAAAAGAGUGUGACGAAUUAUCGUUUACAUUUAGGACUCUACUCGAAUCUAAUAAAAUCGUGUAACCGAUUUGGAGAAAGUGUCGAUAAAGGCAGAAGUAGACGUCGCGAUAUGUGACGAGAUUUUUCAAACGAUGUUCGACCAUCGUCGAAGAUGAUUUACAAGAAGAAACAGAGGACAGUGGUACGCGAAAGAGUGGAUCCAGCAGCAUGUGUCAACACGUGGCGAGUCCGUCUUGACAGAGCGUCUGACCGGAAGCCACGAGCGUGUCUAUAUUUAAAACGCGACGCGAGGAAAACAAAUUUCCCACGCGAAACUACUGACUACGAGGAGAGAAGGAAAAGGAUUGAAAUAAAGGGAGAAACCGUAUCGCUCUCGACAGCGAGGGAUAAACAUAGAAACGAAAUGAACAGAAUUUGGUGUUGGAAGAAAGCGUACGGACCGUUCUAUAUUUAAAGCCUCGGACGACCACCGAAACGAAAAGGAGAACAAUAAUUUCCAGGCAGCUGGGGGAGAACAUCGCCCGUAGAAUUUUAACUCGGAGGGAAAGAAAGUUGCAAGAGCCGGUCGUGUGGUAAAAGGUCUGACAAUAGAUCUCGUUAACUCGUUUACGAUUGUUGUUCGUUCGGGAACGAAAGUCGAUACCCGGCGUCCGAGGCACAGAGCUCGCGAAGGGAAGCGAAAGGGUCAGCGACGUUUCCUAUCAAACGCGACCGUGUAAUCUCACCGUUCCGCCGGGUCACCGAUCGCGUACAGUCCCGCGAUACCCUUUUUAGCAUUCGACCGUGUUCCCUCUCUAUUAAUUUAUAUCUGGAUCAGAUCGCGGACGAUCGGACGAGCCGGACAGACUUCGUUGCCGAACACACAAAACGUGGAGAUGGACUGGAAACGAUCCAGCUCGAGUUCGCCCGAGCCAGUAGAUCAGUUCGUUAGCCCGAUCAACGGACCCAUCAGCAGCUUCGCUCCCAUGUCCCUUUUCCACCCUCCCGAGAGAAGACGAUGGUCAAACCUUGGUUGUUUUAUUCAUAAUCAAUCGCCGUGCGUUCGAAUCAG